Molecule: messenger RNA, 627 nt
Organism: Rotaria sp. Silwood2
Lineage: Eukaryota; Metazoa; Rotifera; Eurotatoria; Philodinida; Philodinidae
Source: the annotation of a GenBank genome assembly
AUGAACAUAUUCAAAAAAACAUUUAAAUAUUCUUUUAAUAAUCAAAUAAUUACUUGUAUUGAUCAUUUCCAAGAAAAAGGAUAUAGUCAAUGUCAUAUUUAUUCGUAUCCAUAUAAAUUGAAAGUUUACAAUAAUAUAACAAAUAAUUUUCGAGGUGGAUUAUUCACCUGUGUUACUCAAGUAUCAUUAUAUGAUGAACGUCCAUUUGAACAUGAUUUUUUUCUUCGAAUUGCUCAAUCAUUUCCAUUUAUGAAAGAAUUAACAAUAAAGAAUCAAACAGCACAAAAUAAGAAACAAUUUAUAAAAUCAAACAGCGAUGAUGAAAUAUUGUCAAUUAUUGAAUAUCCCAAUCUUACUCGACUUGAUCUUACUAACACUCAUGAUAAUUAUGUUGAACUAUUUUUAUUUGAUAGGAAAAUGUCUUUGCCAAAUCAUCUUCAUCUUUGUGUCGAUUAUCAAUCAUUGGAAAGAGUGACAUACUAUUUUACAAGAUAUAUAACACGAAAUCAUUGUGCAAAACUUGCUGGUGUAUAUUUUUAUACAUUGAAUCAAAUCGAUGAAAAUAUCAAAAACUAUUUUCCUCAUACAUGUAUACGUCGUGCUGUUGAUUUUGUAUUAUCUAAAUAA